AUGGCACCCUGUAGUACAUUACGACAGUCUGUCGCCAUGAAUCACCUCUCCUCCUGUGUUCUCUGAAAUGGUAAUCGAACUUUCAAACCAUCAAGUGCUUCAAAGAGUUCCUUGAGCUUGAUCGCAGACGGUCCAAAUCCAUUUUUGUUUAGCUUCAUCGACCUUUGACCCGCUAACAAUUUAAUUCAGAGAGAGAAAAAAUGAUGGUGGGAAAAGAACUUGUGGAGGAUCAGACAUUUCCUCCAGCACGCAUUGAACACUCAGAGCGUCAAAGAAGCAAUCACACUUUCGUCGUUGCCUCUUUUUGUGUGUCGUCAAAUCUCGGUUUUUCCAUAUUUGGCUUCCCACAAUUGAGGCUUGGAGAUGGAUGGUAUGACUCCUUCCAGGUUUGUGGGCGGGUAGCAUCUUGUGUGGCAUUUAUUUGGACAGGAGGUGUCUCUAAACCCGAGAUUCAAGUCAUUUCUGCAUUAGAGUACGAAAGUUUGCCCGAUGGAGCGUGUUUCAAUCGGACAAUGAGUCAAGAGCCCAAUGGACUUGAACGUCGAGAAUGUCACAACAGCUCACAGCAACACACGUCCAAGAGAAAUCGGAAUAACAUCAACAACAAUAUCAACAACAACAACAAUAACACCCAUCAUCGAUUUCUGACAGCCACUCUGGACUCUAACAUGAGAGUCACCCGAAAUGCAAAGUAUUUGGGAUGCUUCCAAGUCCAAGCCGCGAGUCAGAAUGGAAGAGCAGACUAUGUCAGGAAGCAGUUACUUCAAAUGAAGGACUCUCCGGAACAUUCCAACGUGAGCAUCACAAUCUCUCUAACUGGUGUUCAAGUUACCCAUCAGGACGAAGAGGUGAGCACCAGUACAUUCUAUGCCCUGAGAAGAAUUUCUUACGCCACCUGUGAGCCUUCGACGUGUCUGAUGGCAUUUUUGGCUAGAGAGCCUCAGGCUCCUCUUCAUCUGCAGCAUUGUCAUGUCUUUCGAGCUCCAAAUCCUGAACAGGCCGAAGACCUCAACACAUUGGUGGGCAAGGCUUUUCGGACCGCAUAUGCGGUUCAAUUGUCAGAAGAGCGGGCUUCGGAUUUGGAUCCAGAUUCAUCACCCUUAAACAGCACCUACACCUAUAGCAGACGGUGUCGAGAUAUUCCACAGAGCCGAUCAGCUGAGAGUCUUCUAUCUGGUCCUUCUUUGCGUGAACAGGAUCCCAUCUAUGAAUGCACGGAUUUCGUUCGGGAAAGCCGCAUUCGAAUGUCAGAUCAAACCCUGGCUAAAGCAAGACUGAGCACCAUAUCCAGAGAUAAUUUGAGGUAUCGAAGUUUCCAUCAACCUGAUAUGCGAGCCCAUCCUAGAUUGCUCCCAACCCUGCCCAAGAAUGUGAAUCAUGUUGAAACCCUCAUAUCACCAGCCGCCUCUGAUGUGUCCCAAACCUCAAUGGUGUCUUCGUCGAGGUCGUUUGCCAGGUUCAGGCCCAUCAAGCCCAACACUCUACCCGUUCUAAAUUGCCUGUUUGCCGCCUUGAACAACAACGAUGAGGACACACCCUAUUGCGAGGUACCGCCCUCCCUGUCCUGCAACAACAACCACAUCAACACCAAGAGACAGAGCUGCACCCCAAUCCCAUCCAGUCACAAAUCGUCGGCGUACCUGAACGAUAGUAGUACUGCAAAUUCGGAGAGCUCGGGCGAUUCCAUGAGUCAUCCUCCACCACAACCAAUUCAGUUGAGCAUGGGGAGUAACUUUCAGCAUUUGGGGAAGUCCAAAUCGGCCCAUUUGAUCAGCAGCUGUGAUGUCUAUUCGGAAGUGGCGGAUUCCAUGACUUUGAUCAAUCGACGCGCUCAAAGACGUUCUCAAAAUUGGAGCAUAGAUGAACUUCGCUCCAUACCCAACGGUAUAGGGACAGUGUACCGUGACGUCACGCCAGCGUCCGACAGUCCAAGUUGCCAGAGCUCUAGAACGAACCGAGGUCACUCCAGUGGAUUUAGCUCAGGAGAAGCUAGUUGCACGAACAGCUCAGGAACCACACCGCCUCCUCUGAAUACAUCCAUUCAUCAGCUGACAUUGGGUGAAUCAAUCACCCUGCACAGUGAGAAUGGUGGAAACCUCGAGGAUUCAGAGAGCAUCUUGGAGGAGCCAGAGCUUGAAACUGCUCCAUGGUUCCAAGCAGGAAUGCCUCGAGAUUUGGCCUUGGAAGUUCUAAGUCGGGAACCAGAGGGCGCUUUUAUUGUGCGUGAGUCUAAUAGUCGAAAUACAGGAUUGGCAUUGUCAGUUCGAGUUCCCUUGGACUUUCAUCCCGGAGGAAUUGCACAUUAUCUUGUUGUCAGAGCUCCUCGUGGUUUCCGAAUUAAGGGUUGCCAGAAGCAGUUCCCCUCCAUCACGUCCUUGCUAGUCCAUCAUUCAGUGAUGCCAGAAAUGCUGCCCUGUCCCUUGUCUUUGAAUCGGUACAACCCGACGUUUCGACCUGGUGAGGAGGACGGCAGUGAUGCCGGAGACCAAGGCGGAGAUUACCUGGACCCUGACCGGGAUUACGACCUCAUAGCACAAUUACGCGAGGGCCUUUUAAUGGAUGAUAUCUACCAAUGAGCUAGCCAACCUAGCGUUUGUAUGUGUUUGAAUGUGACUGCUUGGGUGGAUGUUCAGCCAUGUGGAGAACCUCUCUACGUUUAUGCGUCUACAUGCUCCAUUCAUAGGUUGGACUUUUCAUGGCGUUAAAUUGAAAACGAGACUCGCGAGUUGUCACAGAAAUGAAAUGAUUUUUUGACAUUUCAUUAAAUCAUGUUGGACAUGGAUUCAAGAUGUCACACAAGGAUCUUAGACGUUUCGUGGAACAUUGUCGUGUGUGUAAGAUGGAGGAUGUGUUCCUCUAAUGCAUUUUUACAUGCCUUGAAUGACUGUCGCAUGUGCCAACCAUGAUUUGACAUGUUGAAAAUCCUUCUCUAUUGUCAAAUAAAUCAUCUAACUUCAAUGAA
Messenger RNA from Tigriopus californicus, 2962 nucleotides. RefSeq lists its product as uncharacterized. Lineage: Eukaryota; Metazoa; Arthropoda; Copepoda; Harpacticoida; Harpacticidae. The record is from RefSeq and is a predicted model, not a curated record. The coding region runs from base 201 to 2576 and encodes 791 amino acids. The transcript has 10 exons.